Molecule: messenger RNA, 2622 nt
Organism: Triticum turgidum subsp. durum (durum wheat)
Lineage: Eukaryota; Viridiplantae; Streptophyta; Magnoliopsida; Poales; Poaceae
Source: the annotation of a GenBank genome assembly
AUGGCCCAGGCCGUGAUUGGAGCAAUGGGCACCCUCCUGCCCAAGCUAGCCGACCUAAUAACCAACGAGUACAACCUUCAGAGGGGUGUCAGGGGUGAGAUUAUGUUUCUGAAAGCAGAGAUGGAGAGCAUGGAGACAGCUCUCCUCAGGAUUUCUGAGGCGCCAAUCGACCAGCCACCUGACAUCCAAGUCAAGCUUUGGGCCAAGCAGGUGAGGGACCUGUCAUACGACCUUGAAGAUAGCAUCGACAAGUUCAUGGUGCGCAUUGAAACCCAUGGCCGACCAGAGAAGUCCCACAGCUUCAGGAAUUUCAUUGAUAAGAGCCUCAGCCUACUGACCAAGGGCAAGAUUCGCCACAAGAUCGGCCUCGAUAUCAAAGACAUCAAGAGCCGCAUCAAGGAGGUCAGUGAGCGGCGUGAUAGGUACAAGGUUGACAGUGUGGCUGCUGCCAAGCCUGUUGGUCCAGCUAUUGAUACCCUUCGCUUAUCAGCCUUGUAUAAAAAGGCGACAGAGCUCGUUGGCAUUGAUGAGAAUAGUCUUGAGGUAGUUGAGAUGCUGACUGAGGGAGACAUGGUUUCCCAGAAACAGCUGAAGGUGGUCUCUAUUGUUGGAUUUGGUGGAUUAGGAAAGACAACGCUUGCUAAUGCAGUGUAUGAGAAGCUGAAAGUGCAAACUGAUAUUCAAAAGCAAAAAUUGCAAUUCGAUUGUGCGGCCUUUGUUUCUGUGUCUCUUGAUCCUAACAUGAAGCAGAUUUUCAAGAGCUUGCUUCAUCAACUUGACAAGCUCACAUACCAGAGCAUCAAUGAGGCAUCGUGGGGCGAAGAACAGCUCAUCCGUGAGAUAAGAACAUUCCUUGGAGACAAGAGGUACUUGAUUGUUAUUGAUGACAUAUGGGAUAAAUCCGUCUGGGAAAAUAUCAAGUAUGCGUUGAUUGAGAAUGAAUAUGGAAGUAGAGUAAUCACGACAACUCGGGUUCUUGAUGUUGCCCAGCAAGCUGGUCGCAUAUAUCGGCUGAAACCUCUUUGUGUCGUCGACUCAAGAAAGUUAUUCUAUCAAAGAAUAUAUGAUAUGGAGAACAAGUCACCACCUAAUCAAUUGGUUGAAGUAUCUGAGAGAAUUUUAAAAAGAUGUGGGGGAGUUCCGCUAGCUAUCCUUGCGAUAGGUAGCUUGCUGUCUAGUGAAAAGGGAAGAGCACAUACACAUGAGUAUUGGUCCAAGGUGUACAAAUCCAUCAGUUCGGGGCUAGACAAUAAUCAUGAUGAUGUGAAGAACAUGAGGAGAAUAUUAUCUGUAAGUUACUCUGGCCUACCUCCGCACCUAAAGACUUGCUUACUGCAUCUUAGUUUGUAUCCAGAGGAUUAUGAGAUUGAAGCAGAACAAUUGAUUUGGAAAUGGGUUGGUGAAGGUUUUGUGAAAAAAGAAAGAGGGAGGAGCUUAUAUGAAGUAGGAGAGGAUUACUUGAAGGAGCUUAUAAAUAAAAGCUUGGUCCAGCCUGUAAUUUUUAAUCAUGCAAACAAAGUGUACUCUUGUCGUGUACAUGAUAUGGUGCGUGACCUCAUCACUUCCUUGUCAAAUGAGGAGAAUUUCAUAAUGACAGUAGGUGGUCCACAACCAGUGCAUCUACCAAGUAAGAUCCGCCGAUUGUCCAUCCAGACCAACAUUGAAGAAGUUGCUAAUCAGCUGCCAACCAUGAACUUGUCACAUGUGAGGUCACUUGCAGUGUCAAGUUCUGCUUUCAAUUUGUUGCCAAGACUUACAGGCUUUCCAGUCCUACGUGUGUUGGAUUUAACUGAAUGUAAGCAAGUGGAUAAUAAUCAUUGGAAAGAAAUAUGCAGUUUGUUUCACUUGAGGUAUUUGAGUUUAAAGGGUACAUCUAUCACUAAGAUCCCGAAACAGAUCAGGAAUCUUCGAUUUAUGCAAGUGCUGGACAUAAGGUCCACCAAAAUAGAAGAGGAGCUGCCAUCAACCUUCACUCAACUAACACAACUUUUAUUAGUCCACAUGCUUAAUAGCAUCACUUGUGCAGUGCCAAAGUGUAUGUGCUCCCUGCAAUUCCUCUUCUUCCUAAGUAUCACACUGAAAACACUGGGAGAGGAGGACCUUCAAGUCCUUGGGAGCAUACCAUCUCUAGGUGAGCUGCACAUACAAGUGGAGAAACCUACACAAGGCAGAGACAAACGGUUGGUCAUUGGCAGUAGUUAUCCAUUUCUGUGUCUAAAGAGGUUCAUUGUCAAGAGUGGCCCCAUGGAAUUGCGCUUUGCACAAGGGGCCAUGCAAAGGCUUCAAACAAUUGAGUUAAAUUUUCCUGACAUACAGGGCACAUUACUUCAGUUUGGUGAUUUCGUAUUGGGUUUAGAGAAUCUCUCUUCACUUGAGCACAUCAACGUUCUGUGCAACUAUAUCUAUGCAAUCGGCGAGGAGGUAGCAAAUGUGAGAACUGCAUUGGAGAAAGAGUGCAAUAUGAAUCCAAACAAGCCAAUACUGAAUUUCCCACCAACAUUUCAGGUGUAUAUUGUUUUUCCCUUAUAUCAAAUCACCGAAAGUAUUCGCUCGCUUAUCUUCUUUUCUACCUUAUGCAAUUUUAUCAUAUUACCUCAUUCGUUUAUGCAUUUCAAAUAUUAG